This is a messenger RNA of Lactuca saligna, 1160 nucleotides long. The record is from the annotation of a GenBank genome assembly. NCBI's taxonomy places the organism in Eukaryota, Viridiplantae, Streptophyta, Magnoliopsida, Asterales, Asteraceae.
AUGAUGAAUGUAUAUGAAGGGUAUCUUAGUAAUCUUACCUCCACACCACGACUCAUCUCUUGUAUAGCUGAUAGCACUGAUAAGCUAUCCAGAAGUUGGAGGUACUCAGACAAGACCUGGAAUGUGCCUUUUUCUAUAUCAAAACUAAUAGCUUCUGGACUUGGGGCAUCUGUUCCAACUGAGCAAUUGUUCAGAAGACUUAUAAUCACACUUUUGAUACCCUUGAUUUUGGGGAAGGAUUUUCGGGAAUCCUUUAAAGGUGAUAUUUCUUUUGUCCAUAUAAUUUACAAGUUGUUGGGAUAUUCUGAUUUAAGAACCGGAACCAUAGAACCUAGCUUUGAAGAUUUUGUUGAUAAUAACAAUCAGCUCUUAUCGGUACUGAGUGUGAUAUUACUUAGUUUGGUCCCGUGGAUACAAGUAAGCAGAUCAAGGCCUCUACUUCUGAUGGUUAAGCCUGAAGCUUUUCUUGUAGCUGUGAUGAUGGGAGCGCUGCUUCACCUGAUACUAUUAGGUUUCAAUGCCACAUCAAUUCGUUGCCUAUGUGCUGUAUCUGGUGGUAGCAAAUCAAUCUUUGCAAAAAAGAAAAAUUCUACUGCCCUCUUACUUAUUGCAAGUCAGAAAGCUUUGCCAGUGCUGGUUGCGGUGGUGGAUCAACUUGGUGGUACAUUUGGUGAACCAGGAUUACUAAUCAUCCCCUGUGUUGCAGCACAUUUAAACCAGAUCAUCAUGGACUCUUUUCUCAUAACCUUUUGGAACAAAAAAGAUCAGUCGCUUGCCAAUACCUAGCUGUUACAUGACCAAUCACCAAGAUGGAUCAUUUUCAGUGGGUCAAUAAAGCUGGAAGGAAACACAUGAAAUACAAGUGCAUAUUAUUAUUAUUAUUAUUAAAUCCCUUAAAACAAUUUCAAUGAAAAUAUAUCGUACAAUAAUUAUCUUUGAUUUACUGAAAAAAAGAUUCAAUUUAUUGAGCAUAUCAUGGGUACAUAAUCCUAAAUUCUUUUUAGGUAUUUCUCAUUCUAACAUGCUCCAACUCCAGGAAAAAAAAAUAAAAAACAUAAAGAAAAUGGAGAAAAUACAUGGGAAAUAAACAGGUCAACAAUGAAUGCGCUUGCUUGUUUACUUAGGCAAGCCAGUGAGUGGGUUAAGAAGAGCAUGGGUUU